Molecule: messenger RNA, 1646 nt
Organism: Drosophila takahashii
Lineage: Eukaryota; Metazoa; Arthropoda; Insecta; Diptera; Drosophilidae
Product: zinc finger CCCH domain-containing protein 13
Source: RefSeq, a predicted model, not a curated record
CACGUUGGCGGGCGGAACUCAAAGCGAUCGCAGCUGAUCGCCGAUCACGGAAAAGAGCGAGACGGCAGACGCGAUUCAGAGCGAGAGGGAGAGCGGGAAAAGCCCCCGCUUAAAUUCUAAAAAAAACAAGGAAAAAAUCACAAAUAAAUUAAAAAGACUUUACAAGAUAUGAAACCUUAUAAACAAGUGCCGCCCGUACAGACAUAGUUGAGAUAAACAAUAAAUUGGCCUUUGGCCAAGAAAACGGCAAGAAGCAGCAGAAGAUCAGCCGUGAAUGAAGAAGAGGAAGCAGCAGCACCAGCAGCGGAUAAAGGCAGAUCAAACAAGAGAGCAACGGACAGCCAACAGGUGGAUAAAUCAGGGAAAUAAAUGAGCUGCAAUGUCCCAGGAGGCGCAGGAAGAAGAAGAUGAGGCUCUGCAGGAGGAGCAAGAGGAGGAGGAUCCCCUGGCCAACCUGCUGAGUCUUAAGCUCAAGAAGCCCAACCACUGGAACUGGGAGCUGAGCACCUCGCGCAGCUGCAGCAACAUCGCCCUGCCCCGGAUCCUCCUCUACGAUCACUCGGGCAAUCUCCUCGUGGAUGCCGACGGCCAGAAGGAGCAGACCUACACAUCCCGGGAGAUCCAGAGGCGCCGCAAACGCUCGGCCACCGCCAAUUUGGAGCGCAAUUUCCAUGGCCUCCGGAUAGCCGAGGCCACGCCCACACUCACCUCGAUUUCGAGUGGCCGGGAAAGUGGCGAAGGCCGCCGGAAAACGCAUGGCAGCUGCAUUGACUUCAGCACCCACGAGCUGCCCAACUGGGAGCCCAGUUCCCGGCGCUCCAGCUCCCUGCGCGGCGUUCGCUUCCAGGAGGCGGAGUAUCCAGAGGAGGAGCCGGCGGAGGUCCUGCCCGUCUAUCCCACGCCACCCUCCACCUCCACCCUGAACUCCUCCAGCUCGGGUCCGCGGGAGAAGCGACGCUACCGCCGCUCCCAGAGCUCCAUCCUCGAGCGGUUCAGCCUGUCGAAGGGCCGGCACUCGUCCCCGGAAUUCGCCCAGGAGGAGGAGGUGGCCAAGGCGCCGCGCUACUACCUGCGAACCAGCAAGGCGGGCACUUUGGUCAUCCGCGAGGAGAGCUUCAGCUCCCAGCGGCUGAGGCAUCGUCGCCGUCGUCCGCCGAAGCACUCGUCCAGCGAGAACAUCCUGCAGGAGAGGGAGGGGGAAAGGGAGCGGGAUCAGGAGCAGCAGGUUCCAGCCAGCGUCGUGCAGGCCACGACUCGCAGGAGAGCGCUGGAGAGAACCCUGUCCUCCUCGGAGGACGAACAGAGGGACCGGGAGCCCAGGGAACCCAGGAGAUCCAGGGGCAGGCCCAGGAACACCAGCCAACGCAGCUGCGGCAAGGAUGCGGCUCAAGAACUCAUCACCGUGGAUCCGGAUAAUUGUGUAUAUCGAGCAGCGCCGGGCGCCACCGCAAGGUAGAAGAAAAGAGGAAAAUCUACCAGAAACCAAGAGAGAAAGAAGAUAGAAAAGAAAGAAAGCCACCCAAGACGAUGAGAAGUGAACUAGAGAAAUACCUACACAGAAAGCCAGAGAACAGACAAAACUAGAGUUCCUCAUUGUGAUGUAAGACGAUAAAACCUAUGAAAAUAAAAGAAAAACAAGAAACUUA